UAGGAACUCCUCUAAUAAAAAUAAAAUCUGCCCACCAUCUAGCCCUCCAAACAAUCAAAUCUCCACCGUCCAUUCCUUCUUUCCUUUAAGUACACAGAUCUGAAUUCUCUUCAAUCCCUCUCUCUGUCUCGCCGUCUGUCUUGUGGCUCUCCGUGACCCUAUAAUCUAACCCUCUGAUUUAAAUUGAUAUAAAAAAUGUUUGGGAGAGCACCAAAGAAAAGCGACAAUACCAAGUACUAUGAAAUUCUUGGAGUCUCAAAGAGUGCUUCACAAGAUGAUUUAAAAAAGGCUUACAGGAAAGCAGCUAUCAAGAACCAUCCUGAUAAGGGUGGUGAUCCUGAAAAGUUCAAGGAGUUGGCCCAAGCAUACGAGGUUCUGAGUGACCCAGAGAAACGUGAGAUAUAUGAUCAAUAUGGAGAGGAUGCCCUCAAGGAAGGAAUGGGCGGUGGUGGCGGAGGCGGCGCCCAUGAUCCAUUUGAUAUCUUUCAAUCCUUUUUUGGUGGUGGCAAUCCAUUUGGUGGAGGUGGUAGCAGCAGAGGCCGAAGGCAAAGGAGGGGUGAGGAUGUGAUCCACCCUCUUAAAGUAUCCUUGGAAGAUAUUUACAAUGGCACAUCCAAGAAGCUGUCUCUUUCACGCAAUGUAAUCUGCUCCAAGUGCAAGGGUAAAGGUUCCAAGUCUGGUGCAUCAUUGAAAUGUUCUGGUUGCCAAGGUUCUGGAAUGAAGGUCUCUAUAAGACACCUUGGUCCCUCUAUGAUCCAGCAAAUGCAGCAUCCUUGCAAUGAUUGUAAGGGCACUGGUGAGGCAAUUAAUGACAAGGACCGUUGCCCUCAAUGCAAGGGUGAGAAGGUGGUCCAAGAGAAAAAAGUUUUGGAAGUAGUUGUUGAGAAGGGCAUGCAAAAUGCACAGAGGAUUACUUUCCCUGGAGAGGCGGAUGAAGCUCCCGACACCGUUACAGGGGACAUUGUUUUUGUCCUACAACAAAAGGAGCACCCUAAGUUUAAGAGAAAGGGUGAUGACCUAUUUGUCGAGCACACCCUCUCUCUUGCAGAGGCACUCUGUGGCUUCCAGUUCAUUUUGACCCAUUUGGAUGGAAGGCAGCUCCUGAUAAAAUCUCAACCUGGGGAAGUAGUCAAACCUGAUCAAUUCAAGGCUAUAAAUGAUGAAGGAAUGCCAAUGUACCAGAGGCCAUUCAUGAGGGGUAAACUGUACAUUCAUUUCACUGUUGAUUUCCCAGACUCCCUGUCCCUUGAUCAGUGCAAGGCCUUGGAGACCGUGCUUCCUCCACGAACCUCAGCUGAGCUCACUGACAUGGAGCUUGAUGAAUGUGAGGAAACUACUUUACAUGAUGUGAACAUUGAGGAGGAGAUGAGGAGGAAGCAACAACAACAGGCCCAAGAAGCAUAUGAUGAAGAUGAUGAUAUGCAUGGUGGUGGUGGCCAGAGGGUGCAAUGUGCUCAGCAAUAAUCAAUGAGCAGGGGAUGAUUGUGAAUCGAAGAGAGCUGAAUGGGAUCAAGAUGAACUGAUGUGGGUUUGACAAUUAUUUAAGUAAUAAGAUUCUCAACAUUGUGAUAGGAGAGAUAGACUUCUAGUUUCUUGUAUGGAGAUUUCACCUAUGUUUGCAGACUCUGGCAAUUACUUAGUAUUUGAACCUUUGAGAGAUCUCCAAGAACAGUACCUUGGUGUUUUUUCC
This is a messenger RNA of Populus nigra (black poplar), 1690 nucleotides long. Its product is annotated as dnaJ protein homolog. Gene Ontology annotation, molecular function: ATP binding; Hsp70 protein binding. The coding region runs from base 196 to 1464 and encodes 422 amino acids. The transcript has 7 exons. Gene Ontology annotation, cellular component: cytoplasm; cytosol. Gene Ontology annotation, biological process: response to heat; protein refolding. The record is from RefSeq and is a predicted model, not a curated record. Lineage: Eukaryota; Viridiplantae; Streptophyta; Magnoliopsida; Malpighiales; Salicaceae.